GAUAUGAUCAUUCAACUGAUAAAGGAAAUAAUCAAGAAAGACUUACUGACAGCCAAGGGAUUCCUCCUUGAUGGUUAUCCCAGGAAUGUCGAGCAAGGGGAGCGCUUCGAAUCUGACGUGUGCAAGUGCAUGAACCUGAUCUACUUCGAGGUGUCAGACGAUACGAUGAAGGCCCGGCUUCUGAAGCAGGACCAGACGAGCGGCCGCAUGGACGAUAAUGAGGACACCAUCGUCAAGCGUAUCAAGACCUUCCACGACGAGUCAGAGCCCGUGCUUCAGAAGUACAAAUCUAUCGUUCACAAGAUCUCAGCUGAGGACGACCCGGACAAAGUGUUCGCAUCGGUCACGGCUGUCAUGGACAACAUUAUUAAACCUGAAUAG
This is a messenger RNA of Rhipicephalus microplus (southern cattle tick), 381 nucleotides long. Its product is annotated as adenylate kinase isoenzyme 1-like. Gene Ontology annotation, biological process: nucleobase-containing compound metabolic process. NCBI's taxonomy places the organism in Eukaryota, Metazoa, Arthropoda, Arachnida, Ixodida, Ixodidae. The record is from RefSeq and is a predicted model, not a curated record. Gene Ontology annotation, molecular function: ATP binding; nucleobase-containing compound kinase activity.